Eutrema salsugineum is the source of this 960-nucleotide messenger RNA. Its product is annotated as protein translocase subunit SecA. The transcript is spliced from 5 exons. Lineage: Eukaryota; Viridiplantae; Streptophyta; Magnoliopsida; Brassicales; Brassicaceae. The record is from RefSeq and is a predicted model, not a curated record. Bases 80 to 784 code for a protein of 234 amino acids.
AGACGAUCGGGAUUUUCUACAACUGAGAAACCCUGAAAACCUAAUUGUUCAGGAAUUAAAGGCAGCAAUUUUAAGGGAAAUGUGGUCUUCGAGAACUCUCAAUUACAUAUGCAGGCUACGACCUGAACCAUUUUCUUCUUCAUCGUCUCGUGCAUAUUCGCUCUACAUCUCCGGCUCUCGCUGCACCGGUGGCCCUCCAAUUCCGUCGCAGCACCGAUCCAUCACCUCCACGGCGACGCUUCAUGGAUGGAUGGAUACGAUCAAAGGUGUCUUUACAGGGAAAAAGGAUACUCCUUUGGAAGAAUCUAAUCUACCCGUUGAAGAUUUCACUCUUCUCCGAUUCGCCGAUGAAUUGAAGACUGCUAAAAGGUUAGGGAAAUUCAAGCAGUACAUUGUGGGCCGAAGCAGCGAGGCCACCUUUGCAGACGCGUUUGAGAAACAAGAAGCCAUUAUAAGAUAUCUUGGAGCUCGUGAUGCUACUGGAGAGAAUCUCCAAGCGAGUCAAAAGCAAGAUGCGGCAAAACAUUGUAAUUGCACUAUAACGGACGUGGAGAAUACGCUGGCCAAGUUUACUUGGGCCAGGCAAGCUCACAAGAAGAUGAAAGAGUUGAAAGAUGGAGGCAAACCGUUACCAAAGAAUCUGGGAGAGCUGCAAAAAAUGAUGGGGACAACACCGAUGGAUCUGGCAAGAUCGAACUUAGCCAAAAGUGGGCAGAUCAGCCGCAAUGCACUUUGUCCCUGUGGUUCCAAAAAGAGAUAUAAAAGAUGUUGCGGAAAGGAUUGAAGAAGCAGAAGUUGAACGUUAACACCAAGAGAUCGACUUUGAUCGAUCAUUUGUUGGAGUUCCUUUUGUGGUUUAGCUACAAACUGGGGAGCUUUCUUUUGGCUCUUUAUUGUCUUCAUUUGCUCUUUUUAUAGAUUGCUUCUAGAAAACAGAUAGAGAGAAAGAUGAAUUUUUGA